AUGUCUACCUGGGCCGAUGUUGCUGCUAGUGGUCCCCCGCAAUCUGCUGAAGAAGCUCGUGCGAACCCUGUCGAUGAGGUUAUCCCCGUAGAUUCAUCCGUCAGCUCUCUUGUGGACGUUGAUUCCGGCGUUUCCGUUGUUGAGUCCAAUUUCCUCGAGAAAGAAAUACAGACAGAGACUCAAGCUCGCCGUAUUGCCCACGAAGAGGCCACCAAAGCGGCAGCGGAAGAGGAAAAGAAGGCGGCGCAGAAGAAGUCUUCAAAGAAGACCACCUCGUCAUCAUCAUCCUCAUCAUCCAUCACCAGCCAGUUCCAGAACCCAAUUGUUCUCGCAAAUGCUAUUACCGUAGCUGCUGUCUCUGCGGCUUUAGGAAUCUUUGGGUUCAGGAAGCACCAGGCCGGCCAACUUAGCAUGAAGGUCGUAGGGCUAGGCGCAGCGUUUGCGGCGGCUUUCGGCACGGCAGAUUACUUCGUUUCAAGUUAUUUGUUCAAGAAAUACCCCCCGAAGAAAUAG
Messenger RNA from Morchella importuna, 513 nucleotides. RefSeq lists its product as uncharacterized. The record is from RefSeq and is a predicted model, not a curated record. Gene Ontology annotation, molecular function: nascent polypeptide-associated complex binding. The coding region runs from base 1 to 513 and encodes 170 amino acids. NCBI's taxonomy places the organism in Eukaryota, Fungi, Ascomycota, Pezizomycetes, Pezizales, Morchellaceae. Gene Ontology annotation, cellular component: mitochondrial outer membrane. The transcript has 5 exons.